UUGCAUGUACUGAAUCCCAUUUGGAAGAAGAAGAAAGUGGUUCGCGAAGAGCAAAACCCCGUCGAAUCGAAAGAAGAUGAAGACAAACCGCCAUUUAUCGUGCCUGAAACACAAGAAGUUUGCACAUCGGCCCAAGAAUUGCAACAGAAAACCACAGUUUACGGCAGAAAUGUAUGGACUUGUCGAGUUACGGGAAGAAGCAACCUAACCUACCGGGAUGCUGCUAAGAGUGAGGCAACUUCCCAUCGUAUCCUAAAGAAAAAUUUUCCGAAAUGCUUUGAAAAACCUGUGUUGGAAACCGUUCACUUGAGUACGCUCCCCCUUGAGAAUUUGGUCCAUAGUUGUUGGACUGGACUCCAAGAACAGUUUUAUGUGACCGAACCCGUCAAACUCAAAGUGGAUUCCGUUUCUAGCCAACCAAUCCAUGGGAUUAUCAAUGAUGUAGACAAAAGCCACCCCGUCGAUUCGAUGACUGUUAGCAACGCAGGUUCGAAUACCUCCCCUAACAGCAGUGAUAAAGAAAACGUGACGAAGCGGACAACUCCCGUCAAAAAAAAUUACGCAUACACUGUCAAAGUGUUGUCAGAUGUCCCUCUCGUUGUGAACGAUGUUCCAGCCUGUUCGAUCGAUCGCCUAAAUAGAAUUCCAUCGAAAGAACACAUUCGAAUGUUUAUCCGUGCCCACGCAAUGCGUUACGGACCGAACUUCAGUGGUCCAUGGAUUGUAGAUGCAGACCUCUUACGCCGUUACAAAAUCACAUCAAAAGGCCCUGGUUUUGAAGUGGACCGUGUGAAGUUAAAACAGAUGUCCAAUGCUAUUGAAGCUGAGUACUUGGCCCGUUUAAUAAAAAACGAUCGACAAGCCAAUGUCGAUGGAACACCAGUAGAAAACGGUACUCUUGACUCCCUUCCAACUCCGAUAGUAAAACGGGGGAAGCGAUUCUCGGUCUUGAGGGAAGAAAAUGUCGAACAGCCUGAGGACGAACUCCCUCUAACGGCAUUCAAAAAGCAGAUGAAGAAGCAUAUUGCCAAGUCACCGACAGAAGAAUUUAUCAAAAAGAAGAUGAAGCAAGUCACCCUGUUCCAGUUUAGCAAAAACGCAGGCAAGCAAACUCCAUCCUCCUCUACUGUGAAUACUGAUGGACCUACACCUACGAAACUUGUGCCCUCAAGUCCUCCAGCCCUACCACGAGCAGCCCAGCAGCUGAUGAAGUUAGCUGCGGAGUCUUCGGGGAAUCCUUUAAUUACUUCCUGUAUCAACAUAUGCGCGAAAAUUCUCUGUGACGCAGAUAUUGCCAGGCUGCCUGCAGAACUGCGCGAGAAAGUCUGCUCGCGGCGAGAGGCGAUUCAGUUUCAUAAAAAGCUUUUAUCAAUGACACCCGAGGAACGGAAGGCCUAUUUACGUGCAAACCGCGAAAAGCAACGCCUAGAACGCAUUAAAGCCAACCGCCUGUGUGACGAUCAAGACUUGCUCGCUACGGACAGUAGAUGUGUCGCUCUACCUCAGACGUCUCCUCUCCAUCUGCCUGACGGCUUUACGGAACCUCUCUUUGGUCGCCUGUUGAGUGUGGCAGAAUUCUUUCAUUGUUUCCAAACUCUCUUAAUGGAGGGUUUAGACUAUGGAGAUCAGGACGUUCCAGCCGAGGCUCCAAUUGUGUUACCCACAGCCGCACUCACCCCCCUUGAGUCAGCUGUUCCAUCCCGCGGCGAUCCGGGGUACUCCGAUGAUGAUGAACAGCUAAACACAGAGGAUGAAGAAGAGGAAGUCGCCCUGAUCGAAGCAACUGCCCCGCUUCCCAAGGUGUCAGCUCGUUGUUUCCGACGUCUCGGACUGCAACGCUUGCUGAAGGCUGUCAGCUGCAAUAUGCCUACUGCAGGAUCCUAUAGAUCCCUUGCUCGCCCAAUCUGCCUCUUGCUGCGAUUGUUGUUGCGUGAUGAGGAAUUGGCAAAAAGACGUGAACUUGGCAUUCGCUUAGCAAAGCUCCCCGUCACUCCGUACACCGCUCCUGAAUUGCUUCGUUUGACCUUGCUACACGAAACCACUGACUCUACGCAAAAGUCCCAACUAAUUCGUCUGGAAAGUUCUGCUGACAACGAGAAUGGGGACUCCCAUGUUUCUACGGCAGACUACUUUCAUCAAGAUAACCUUCACGCCCUCCUCCAUAAACUCACCACAUUCGAUGUCUACCAGCUCUGUCCUGAAAGUCGUCUUGUUGUCCUGGAAACUGUAGUUCAGAGACUUUUUGAUCUGGACUUGAUUGAUGAUCAUAUUCUUGCCUGCCAACGCCGUGCUCUUCAGGCGCAUAACAGAAAGAUUAAAUUUAUGCGUGACCGAAAUGUGCGAAAGAAAGAGGAAGAUCAUCAAAGGGACGGUAGUAGUGGGCGGAAAAAACACGAGGAAUCCAAGACACCUUCGGCUGAGACUAAAGUUGAGCCAGGUACUCCUACAACUCCUGCAGAUGGCGAUGGAGCGGAAGGUGCUGAUGAUGAUCUGGCUUCUAUUGUGAAACGCCGUCGUAUUCUUGCUGCGCGAGCUGCAGCAGAGCGGGAAGAGAAAGAAGCACAAGAACGUGAACGUCGGGCUGCGCAGACAAAGGUUGUUGCUGAAGAGCGACUCCUUGCCCAAGUAUCGAAAGCCUAUGAACUCUGCAAAGCUGAGGCACAUCUGGCUCUUCGUUGUCAACCUAUCGGUUUCGAUCGGUAUCAUCGCCGGAUCUGGUUUUUCCGCUGUGCUCCGGAUCGCCUGUUCGUUGAGUCCGAUUGGGCUAGCCCAUACGUAAACUAUUCAGUGCUUCAGCCACAAGGUCCAACCGAUGAUUACAUUGACCUCACGAAAGACGAGCACACAGGUUCUCGUGAUGUUGAAGAACGGGAGACGACUGUACCCGCACCAGCGCAUCUAGUCACUCCUUAUUCACCUGGUAGCAUUUCCGUGGGUAGCAGCUGGAGCUCUUGGUCAAUGUACGACAAACCGGAACAGCUGGACGAACUAGCCUCGGCGCUUCUUGAACGAGGAAUUCGGGAAAGUCGUCUUAAGCGGCAUCUUUUUACCGACAGUUUGUUAGAUUCGAUCAAAUCACAUUGGAAAAAGAAGAUAACAUCUGCCACUACUCAUUCAGAAUGUUCAGCUGUUGAAGCUACCGAUUCGGUGACUGAAACUCCCAAAAGUUCUUCAGGCGAACAUAUGGAAAAAGUUGUUGAACGAGUUUCUGGAAAGCGUUUUUUGGAUGCUGGGGCGGCGCUUGCAGGUGCCUUACUGAAGAAUAUACUGGAUACCGAAGUCCGCCUUCGCUCUGGUGGACUUGGUGGCGUGCCUGACUUCACUAGGUGGCAGGAAAACUUGGCUGACGUGCACGCAUCAUUCGGCUUGCCUCCAGAAACCUCACCAAAGAAAAACUUGCCACCCAAACCUAUUGGGUCGCCACGGCAACCGGACCGUCUUGGGCUUGUCAACGCCCUGUUGGCCGUGGCAGACAAUGUGAUGCCGCGAUUCCUGAAUGUUCCCGAUUUAACUGAGAAGACUACACGGAAGCGCAAUAAGGACGGAUUAUCAGACACGGAUAAGGCAAAUGGUGGGAGAGACGCUAUUGAAGAACCAGAUGCCACUCAGUCCACCGAAGAAACGAGUGAGUCGGACUCAGAUUCCUCCCAAUCCUCAUCCGCUACGGAUCAUCUGUUGAGGGACCCGGACUUGCACGCAACCCGAACACGCACGUGGUUAGCGGCCUGGCGUAACGAAGUAGUGAAUGCACGAACCUUGGCCCGUCUGAAUUUAUUACAUGCCUGUUUGGACGCGUGUAUACGGUGGGAAAAGUCCGUGGAGGAUGCCCGGUGCCGCAUCUGUCGCCACAAAAGCGAUGAUGAUAACUUAUUACUGUGUGACGGUUGUAACCGCGCGUUCCACCUCUACUGCUUGCGUCCCCCAUUACGCCGUGUCCCCGCUGGUGAUUGGUACUGUCCAUCUUGUCGACCAGCGUCGCGAGACUUGGAACGCCGCCGUCGUGAGGCCAGACUUGCUCGGUCUGAACGUCGGCGCCGACGGCAAGACGUUGCCUCCUCAGAGGAUGAAGACUCUGUCGUCCCUGAACGCGAAUCUGCUGCUCGUGACAAGGUCGGGCCCAAGCAUGACACAACCUGUCUCGUCUGUGCGGAGGCGACGUCCUCAUCCGAGUUGGUCCACUGUACCAAUUGCCCCAAUGCCUUCCACUUGUCCUGCCACAACCCACCACUGCGUCAUCCACCUCGGGGUGAUGUGUGGUUGUGUACCAGUUGUCGAACGUCCGGGCGCAAAAACAACUUUUUCGGUCCGAAGUACUUGCCGAGGAACAAACGUCGUACUCAAUACCUAGCCUCCUGUGGACUUCCGAGAUCAACUAUCGAGGCUUCCGGUGAUGAUGAUAUUGCAGUUCAUCCAAGUACUCGGAUAAGUCGUUCUUCCUCAUCUCGAAAACUAACCUCAACCUGGCGUGAUCAAGAAACAACUGAGGCGGACGAGUCUGAUACGGAGCAAGAUACGGAAACGCCUGGAAGACUAAGGCGUUCCAAGCGAUCUACAUCUGUACCAAAGAGGUCCUCCGGUGCGCGUUCCAUACGCCAAACUAAACGUCGACGGUUAGACUCUUCAGCUAGCUCCGAGGCCUCAUCAGCAUCGUCUUCAGAGUCAGAGCCGCGCGUUGAGUCCACUAGAAAAAGCAAAGUGGAUGUGCGUACAUGUGUUACACGCAUUCUAAAUGCAAUCUACCGACAUAAAUGUGCUUGGCCUUUCCGGGAGCCGGUAGACAGAGAAGAGGUUCCUGACUAUUAUGAGAUCAUCACCGACCCAAUUGACUUGGGUAUGGUCAGGGCUUGGAUUUCCGAUGGCCGAUAUGACGCUGCUGACCCGAAAGAAGGUCUACGCAACUUUGCCUGUGAUUUGGGGACGAUGUUUUAUAAUGCCGAACUGUACAAUGCUGCGGACUCUGAUGUCUGGAUAGCUGGCAGUCAGCUGGAACAGUUUGUAAAGAACCAAUUCUCACAGCUCAAUAUGGGCAUUUCCUACCAUCGCGAAGCUCUCGGUUCCUAACCUUCUCAGGAAUACUACAUAGACACGAAUGCAGUGCAAAUCCCUUCGGCCGGUGCAAGACUAAAACGAUAACUCUCUUGUCCGGUACACCUGCGUGUUUCUCCAUCUCUGUGUAUCUAUUCCGAGUACCAGUACCAUCGUUUUCACGACCCUUUUCCGAUCUCCCUCGGGCAGAUUGCAUUUACUGUUGACCGGCCGUGUGGGUCUUUUUGUGGCCCCUUGCUGCUCCACCACUCUUCCGCGAUGUCCUCUCCUUAUCCUUGUCAUUCCCGCAUUCUUAGCAAGCGCAGCUUUCAGACUGCACUUUGGAUUACCCUCCUGUCUUGUCACCGUACAUGCUGUACUCAACCAUCAGUCCUCCGAUAGUGACCACCUACUUGCAUUGUCCAUCCCUUCACAUCCAUUCACUUUUUAUAUACCGUUCUCACACGUCAACAACUCGUAAUUUUCAUUUAAAACAUGAGUCGUUUGGUAAAACCACAUCUUCCUCUUAGUACUAUUUCCACAGCUGUGUCCAUUGCUGUAAUUUUCUGUCUAUCUGUUCCUGUUACGCCUGUUCACUAUGUUUUCCCAAACAAAACACUUCUCGUCAGAUAGCAAGCAUCUCCCAUCUGUUUGCUCUGAAUUCGAAUAACUCAACACGCGAUUGUGAGAUCUAACG
Molecule: messenger RNA, 5722 nt
Organism: Opisthorchis viverrini
Lineage: Eukaryota; Metazoa; Platyhelminthes; Trematoda; Opisthorchiida; Opisthorchiidae
Exons: 20
Biological process (GO): chromatin remodeling
Cellular component (GO): WICH complex
Molecular function (GO): histone H2AXY142 kinase activity; protein binding
Source: RefSeq, a predicted model, not a curated record